Schistosoma guineensis is the source of this 2969-nucleotide messenger RNA. The record is from the annotation of a GenBank genome assembly. Lineage: Eukaryota; Metazoa; Platyhelminthes; Trematoda; Strigeidida; Schistosomatidae.
GUAGCGCUCUUUUUGAGAUGUGACCUUGAGAGAUGCAGAAUCCUAACAGUAUUCUUAACUUAGUUCUGAUUGGCUUUCAUCACAGGAAGGGGUCUGUUGUUGAGCUAGUCUAUCCCUCACUCUCAUGUGAUGGUUCUGAUCCUACACAUCUCCCUCAUCCUUGGCGUCAUUUGCCUGCUUUAGCAAUAGCCGAUGGAGCCCAUAACUACACAAAAGAUUGCACAUAUUUCAGCUUACCUUCAAUAGAGAAGAAAGAUGUUGCUGUCUUUGGAAUUGCUUGUUACCGCCAGGCAGACUCGGCUUCGUAUGUUCAACCGAAUCCUGAGAUCACUCGAAACACUGUACAAAAAAGCUUGGUUGUACUAUCGAGAUUUCCACUUUUUAGUUUCAUCGCCCAUCAUCUUACGACAAUAAUUGAUAAUCUGUUUAAAAGCAAAGGUUUUACUCCAGAAAGUCUCCAGAACUCAUAUGAACAAUUAAGUCAUUUUGUAGAUACUGUCUUAGGUGAUCCAGUUUCUUACCAAGAUGCACUAUUUUAUAAUCUAAGUGCGUCCAAUUUUGUUCGCGUUUACAAACGUGACGCAUUAUGUCUGUUCAAAUUACUUUUAUUGGAAAGACGUAUUUUAUUUACGGGAGAUUCUGGCGGAACUCUAUCAAAUUGGAUGUUAACUUUACUCAGUUUGUAUCCAGAUAUGUUACGUAGUGGUUUGUCACAAUGUUCCGUUAUUGAUCCCUCAUGGAUUUCAGAAACAAGUUAUUGGUCUAAUAUGAAUGAUUCCAGUUCAAAUAGCUUUAAUUCUUAUCAGUAUUCAUUAGAGGGAUCAUUAACUAAGAUCAGUGGACAAGUGUCAGAACAGAAUACAGAUUCAACUCUAAAUAAAGAAGAAGACGUUCAGCUUACUUCAAAUGUUGAUUCCAAGAACUCAGCCAAUAAUAUUGAUCCACAAAGAACUCAUAUAAUAACUGUAUCUGACACAUUGCAUACGGAAUCAAAACAAUCUGUAAUAAAUGAGUCAUAUAAAAAAUAUCAAACCAACAAUUUUCUGGAGAAAAUAACUGACGAUUCAAUGUUCAAAUUUUCGUUAAAUUCACCAUUUCCUACUGAUGAUUGGGGAUUUCCUUUAUCUGUAUUUACGAAAUCUUAUUUAGCGCCUAUGUAUAUUCCCCUUGGUUUAAUGGAUAAACUACUAGAACAUUCUAGUCUUCCUAUGUCAUUCAGAUCAAGUAUUAAUUCACCAUCAUCUGGAAAUCAGAUUCUGACUUUAACCGAUCGAUCAGUACGUGGUUUUGUAGCCGGUGCAACCAAUCCCUUAUUGCAAUCAAACAAACAACUAACUGAGGUUUUCGUGUCAUCCUUAUCGCCUGUUAAGGAUAUUUGUGAAAACUACUUCCCGCAUUUGUCUGAACUAACCGGUGCAUUUGGAAAAUCGACCUUUGGAAUAGAAACAGAUUCUAUGUCGAGUCUUUCACUGUCUGAAAAUUCAACGAAAACUUCUUAUUCCAUUAAUGUCGAUAGUGAAAAGAAUACACAAAACACGGGAUCCAAAGUUUCAAAUUUUUCACGACCAUUUUCUUUGCCCAAAAGAUCACAACCAAUCAUUCAAAUAAAUUCAGAAAACAUUACUGAUAAGUAUCCUGUCAACUCACGCUCUAUGCCUGUUCCACUGAACCGUGCAUUGCAACUAAGUCGUACUGAUAGAUUGUUUAUUGAUCAUUUGGUAAUGACUGUCAAUACAUGGUACAGUGCACAAAUAGACUAUUGUCAACAAUUGUCUUCCAAAAAAGGUGAAUUGGUAACAUCCCAUAGCUUUCAUAGAUUAGAUCAAUUGGAUACAGAAACUUUGGAACAGCUCACAUUAAUCCAAAAAACAGCCUUAUUAAGAUUUCCAUCUCAAACUAUUUUAGAUGCUUGGAUACGACAACAGUUUUUAAUUUAUUUAAGAGCAUUAUUAUUAUCUGCUCAAGGUUACAAUUCCAAUGCAUCAGACUUUCAGUCAGCCUAUUUAACUUGUUUUCGUUUAACAAGAAAUUUUUUAAUUUGGCGUUAUCAAUUUAUUCCAAGUCAAUUGUUUACUGUUUCUAAACCAGAACAAAUUCAUCAUAAUACUUCUGACACCCAAUUAAUCAACAAACCAAUAGAUGAUAAUGUGGAAAUUUUAAAAACAACUGGAGAUUCAUAUAAUUCACAGUUGCAGGACUCAUGUACAACUUCACCAGACUCUGUUGCUGCUGUAGUCUCGCAACAUCCUGGACGUAAACUUGCAGAACCUGAUGAUUGGAAUCAAAUUGCUGGUAGUUUUAAAAAGUUGAGCAACAUGGCUGCUGAUCAAGGUCGGAGACUUGUCAGUCAAAGUGUUGCUGGUCUUGUGAAAUUCGGCAGUUUAUUUCCUCCAAUUACUAGGUGAUUUCAACUCGACAUUUCGUUCAUCUUCACCAUCAAGUUUUGUUUGGAAAUUCUCAGAUGCUCUUAAAUCAGUUGUUUCAAAUCCCAUAUCAAUUAGUUCUCCAAUUCUACCACUUGAAACCACAGGUACCAAAGACGAAUCAAUUUCUCCACAAAUCAAUGUUCCGAAAACUCAGAUACCAGAUAAUAAAAAUUACUUUUAAUACUCAAUGUUGUUCAUUGUUGUAGCUGUGAUAUUUAUUGUGAUAUAUUUUACUUCACAAUGAAGUCCUUCUUUUAAUCAUAUUUUAUAUCAAGCUUUAUCAAUCUCAUGUUUUAUUAUUCCCCAUUUUUAUGCAUCGUUUUAUUCUUGUGGUCGUAAAUGCAUUUGUAUGAACGCAAUCUUGUUGUCUGAUUCUUUUACGUCCAGAGUUUUGUUGUACUAAUGUUAUAUUUUGCAAUAAACAUUUGUGUAAUAUGAUAAUAACUUAUCAAUAACCGUAAAUUACUUGAAACACGGGAAUUUACAGACAAGAUCAAAUUGUUACAAAUGUUGCGUUAUUUAUUACAUUAAACUUGUUUGUCU